AUGACUCCGGAGAAAGGUUUAGGCGCUCACUCCCCCAUCGUCGCUGCGAUUCAGCGCACCGAGUCACCAUCUGACGGCCCGGAUCCCGAAAGCCAGCCCCGGCCCGAGACAUCAGCGCUGAAGAAUGCCAUGGCCGAGAAGAGCGCCGCGGACAAUGCCGUUGCGUCAAUUGACGAUGGCUCCAUCAAGACUAACGACGACCAUACCCGACGCAAACUGAAACCGCGCCAUCUGCAGUUGAUUGGCAUUGGAGGAACGAUUGGGACGGCACUGUAUGUGCAGAUUGGAAAUAAUCUUCGCACCAGUGGACCGGCAAGCUUGUUGCUGGGAUUCGGUAUUUGGAGCUGUGUGAUUCUGAUGAUCACCGUCUGUAAGAUCACCCCGGAAUCCAUACCGAGCUCUAUUCAGUUCAACCACAUGCGACUUGAUGCCCCCCUCCAUGCCGAAAGUUCCCAAGCGCCAUGGCGAUAUGUCGAAGUCAAUGCCCGCCUUGCUGAGAUGGUCACUUAUUUACCCAUAUCCUCGCCAUUUAUUCGCUUCGCCGGCCGCUAUGUCGACGAGGCGCUUGGCGUCGCAGCCGGAUACAACUUUUUCAUUUUCGAAGCCGCUCUGGUGCCCUUUGAAAUUGUCGCCAUCAGUGUCAUUGUGAAGUAUUGGACGGCAGUGAUCCCAGUAGCGGCAAUGAACGUGAUCGUUCUCGUACUUUACACACUCGUCAAUGUCUUCGCGGUCAAAUGGUACGGCGAAGCCGAAUUCUGGCUCUCGCUGGGCAAGGUCCUCCUGAGCAUCGGUCUCAUCUUUUACACGUUUAUCGUCAUGCUUGGAGGAAACCCUCUCGGGGAUCGCUUCGGCUUCCGCUACUGGAAUGACCCUGGCCCUUUCAAUGAGUACUACAAGACGGGGGACACGGGUAAAUUCCUCGGCUUCUUGUCUGCACUCAUCGCUGCCAGUUUCACCAUUGCCGGCCCGGACUAUGUUUCGAUGGCUGCUGGCGAGACCAUCAACCCCCGCGUGGUUCUUCCCAAGGCAUUCAACGGUGUCUUCUAUCGACUGACGGCAUUCUUUGUGCUCGGCGUUCUUUGUGUCGGUAUCCUCGUGCCCUAUGAUGAUCCGAUGAUGGCCGACGCUUUCAAGACCGGUAAGCCUGGAGCGGCUGCGUCGCCAUAUGUCAUCUCAAUGGAUCGACUGCGCAUUCCAGUGUUGCCGCAUAUCGUCAAUGCGGUCGUUCUCACCGCGGCGUUUAGCGCCGGGAAUAGUUACGUAUACUGCGCCAGUCGCAGUCUCUAUGGCCUGGCCUUGGAGGGCAAGGCUCCGCGGUUCCUGACCAAGUGCACGACAAAGGGCGUGCCGAUCUACUGUGUCACGGUAGUCUUGUUGAUUGCGCUCCUGAGCUUUCUUCAAGUGUCGAAUGGGGCGUCGGUGGUUUUGUCCUGGUUUGUCAAUCUGGUCACCGCAUCCCAACUCAUCAAUUUCUCCGUCUGCACCUUCACCUACAUCCGCUUCAAAAAGGCCGUCGAUGCCCAGGGUAUCUCCCGAUCAACUCUCCCCUACCGAAGUCUCUUCCAGCCCUACCUCGCCUACAUCGCAUGCACCGCCACCACCAUCAUGGCCUUUGUCGGCGGCUACACCGUCUUUUUGCCGGGCAAUUGGUCCAUUCCGACCUUUCUUUUCUCGUACACCAUGAUCGGGGUCUUCCCGAUCUUGUACUUUGGAUGGAAGUUCUUCCACCGCACCAAGUUCCUCUCACCAGAGGAGGUGGAUUUGACCUCUGGUGUGGCUGAGAUUGAGGAGUAUACGAGGACUUAUGUUCCUGCUCCGCCAAAGAGCGCGCUUCAUAAAUAUGUCAAUAUGCUUUUUGAAUGA
Molecule: messenger RNA, 1863 nt
Organism: Penicillium diatomitis
Lineage: Eukaryota; Fungi; Ascomycota; Eurotiomycetes; Eurotiales; Aspergillaceae
Product: putative general amino acid permease (Agp2)
Exons: 6
Coding region: 1-1863 (620 amino acids)
Biological process (GO): amino acid transmembrane transport
Cellular component (GO): membrane
Molecular function (GO): amino acid transmembrane transporter activity
Source: RefSeq, a predicted model, not a curated record